UACAAAAUCAAAAGACUCAAUCUUCAUCGGUAUAUCGGUUCCUUAACACCUUGUAAAACAUACACAGAUAAACAAGAACAGCCAUAUAGACAAGGCUCGAUCUGCUUCAUCACCGCCGAUAAUCUCCGGCAACAAGAGAUAUUCCUACAUGCCAACACAGAGCUUAAUUGGAUGAUAAUGGCUGCUCCGGCAUCUGCAAAAACAACUGCUUUUGAUUUUGAUGAUGAUGAUGAUGAUACACCCCUAGUUUUUAGAAGGGGAAGUAACUCAACUUCUAAGCAGAAUCAGUUGAAGCAAGAAGUCAAGAAGCCUUUGUUGUCAUCACAGAGCUCUAAUGGUCAAAGUUCAAAUUUCCAAAAAGGUAAGAACACUGUUCCAUCUUCCAAGGCAUCGCCAGUGAAAUCUCCAAUAGGAAGCCCUAAAGCAUCUACUUCUACUGCCAAGCCAUCUCAAGUGAAGUCACCUGUUGCAAAUUUAAAAGCAUCAAGUUUUUCGGGUGAACAGUUGAAACAGACAUCAAAACAAAAUGUAGCUAAUGUUGUUAAGCAGGAGGUCAGCACUGUUAAGCAUAAAACUGAACCAAAUAGUGAGGAUUCUGAGGAUGAUUUACCAUUGAGUUCUAAACUCAAGGGGAACUCCAACAAUGUCAAAGAAGUCAAAAAUGAAGAUUCAGAUGAUGAUGAUGACAAUAUCCCUUUGUCCUCAAGGUUUCCAGCAAAGUCAAAUGCAGGAACUUCGGGUAGUAAGCCUAAUAAUUUUAGUGAAAAGAAACCUUUGGCUUCAAAAAUUCAACAAAAUGGUUCAAUUACAAAGGACAAGCAACAGAAAAUGUCCAUGGUGCCAUCUAAGAGGCCUAUGGAUAAGGCUAAUUCAUCAGAUCAGUCUUCUGCUAAAAAGCCUAAGAUUUCUGAUGCUUCCACAGCAAUGAAAAUUAAGCAAGUAACUGUCAAAGCAGAAGAGGAUGGCAAUGACAAUGUUCCAAUUUCUCUGAGAUUAAAGAAGUCAGGCUCCUUAGAUAGUAAAUUAUUAUCUGCUAAGCAAAAAACAACUAAAGUUGUUUCUUCUUCAUUCAAGAAGACGAAUAAGAAGAACAAGAAACAAAUGAAAAAUACAAAAUAUUCUAAGUCGACAAAAGUGCAACCUAACUCCACUGAUGGACAGAAAAAAUGGACUACAUUGGUUCAUAAUGGUGUUAUUUUCCCGCCUCCAUACAAGCCUCAUGGCAUUAAGAUUCGCUACAAGGGGCAACCAGUUGAUUUAACUCCUGAACAAGAGGAGGUUGCGACAAUGUUUGCAGUGAUGAAAGAUACAGACUACAUGCAAAAGCCAAAAUUUCUCGAAAACUUCUGGAAUGAUUGGCGAAAAUUAUUGGGGAAGAACCAUAUAAUACAGAAGUUGGAGGACUGUGAUUUCACCCCUAUAUACCAGUGGCAUCAGCAGGAGAAGGAGAAAAAGAAACAGAUGAGUACAGAAGAGAAGAAGGCCUUGAAAGAAGAUAAAUUGAAGCAGGAGGAAAAGUACAUGUGGGCUGUUGUUGAUGGUGUAAAAGAGAAGGUCGGAAAUUUCAGAGUUGAACCACCUGGACUGUUUAGAGGCCGGGGAGAGCAUCCAAAGAUGGGAAAGCUGAAAAAUCGCAUUCGGCCAAGUGAUAUUACCAUAAAUAUUGGAAAGGAUGCCCCAAUUCCUGAAUGUCCUAUUCCUGGUGAAAGCUGGAAAGAAAUAAAGCACGAUAAUACUGUCACUUGGUUGGCUUUCUGGAAUGAUCCAAUCAAUCCAAAGGAAUUCAAAUAUGUUUUCUUGGCAGCCAGCAGUUCCUUGAAGGGCCAAAGUGACAGGGAGAAAUAUGAAAAAGCAAGAAUGCUGAAGAACUUCAUAGACAACAUAAGAGCAGCCUACCAAAAGGAUUUUAAGAGUAAAGAUGUUACGAAGAAGCAAAUAGCAGUUGCUACCUAUCUAAUUGAUAAGUUAGCUCUUAGGGCCGGUAAUGAGAAGGACGAUGAUGAAGCAGAUACUGUUGGUUGUUGCACAUUAAAAGUAGCAAACGUAGAGUGUAUUCCUGGAAGUUACAACUUGAAGUUUGACUUCCUUGGUAAAGAUUCAAUUCGAUAUGAAAACACAGUUGAGGUUAAGCCUGAGGUGUAUGAUGCAAUCGGAACAUUUCAAAAAGGAAAGAAGCAAACUGACGAUCUUUUUGAUAAGCUGGAUACAACUAAAUUGAAUGCUCACCUGAAGGAACUCAUGCCUGGCCUUACAGCAAAAGUUUUUCGUACAUAUAAUGCAUCAAUCACAUUGGAUGGAAAGUUAUACGAGGAAACUGAAGAUGGUGGUGACCUUGCAGAAAAAGUUAUCAUUUAUAACCGAGCAAACAAGGAGGUGGCAAUCAUUUGUAAUCAUCAACGUACUAUCUCAAAAUCUCAUGAUGCACAAAUGUCUAAGUUAACUGAGAAAAUCGAGGAACUCAAGAGCACUAUAAAAGAGCUGAAAACUGAUUUGGACAGGGCCAAGAAGGGGAAGCCCCCAUUAAAGGGUCCAGAUGGAAAGCAAAAGCGGAAUCUGAGCCCUGACGCCAUUGAGAAAAAGAUAGCUUCAACUAAUCAAAAGAUUGAGAAAAUGGAACUGGCUAUGAAGACCAAAGAGGAUUUGAAAACUGUGGCAUUAGGCACAUCCAAGAUCAAUUACCUUGAUCCUAGGAUUACAGUAGCAUGGUGCAAGCGACAUGAAGUUCCCAUAGAAAAGAUAUUCAACAAAUCUCUCCUGGCAAAGUUCACUUGGGCAAUGGACGUGGAUCCUCAAUUCAGAUUCUGAUUGCGGCUUGUCGAAAGAGUAAUUGAGUAAACAUUUGCCCCCACCUGCAAAAUCAAAAUCUUUAAAAGAAAGAAAGAAAUUAAGAAAUAGUACAAUUCCUCUUCUUUUCUCUCCCCCAUUACAGUUCAUUUAACAUUUUUUUCUUCUGUUCAAGCGGAAAAUUAAUGUUGUAUGUUCAAUCUAAUCUAAUCAUGGAGCAAUUUGCCCCAUUCUUUAUACUGUUUCUCUUUUUUUAGACUAUGUCUCAGUGAUUGCGGCUAGAAUUUGUUUGCUUAGAGGCUUGGAGACAUCUCAUUCUAACAAUAUAAAUGUCAAAAACAUAUUUAAAUGAGUCAGACACAAAGUAACUUAUGUUAAUUUUCAUUUUGUUCA
Messenger RNA from Jatropha curcas, 3177 nucleotides. RefSeq names its product DNA topoisomerase I alpha (gene TOP1ALPHA). Lineage: Eukaryota; Viridiplantae; Streptophyta; Magnoliopsida; Malpighiales; Euphorbiaceae. Gene Ontology annotation, molecular function: DNA topoisomerase type I (single strand cut, ATP-independent) activity; DNA binding. Gene Ontology annotation, biological process: DNA topological change; chromosome segregation; DNA replication. Gene Ontology annotation, cellular component: chromosome; nucleolus. The record is from RefSeq and is a predicted model, not a curated record.